Messenger RNA from Antechinus flavipes (yellow-footed antechinus), 13166 nucleotides. It is a transcript of the gene GABRB1, whose product is annotated as gamma-aminobutyric acid type A receptor subunit beta1. Lineage: Eukaryota; Metazoa; Chordata; Mammalia; Dasyuromorphia; Dasyuridae. The transcript is spliced from 9 exons. Bases 543 to 1970 code for a protein of 475 amino acids. Gene Ontology annotation, molecular function: neurotransmitter receptor activity; extracellular ligand-gated monoatomic ion channel activity; GABA-A receptor activity. The record is from RefSeq and is a predicted model, not a curated record. Gene Ontology annotation, biological process: chemical synaptic transmission; monoatomic ion transmembrane transport; signal transduction. Gene Ontology annotation, cellular component: neuron projection; synapse; GABA-A receptor complex.
UGUUGCUGACGCUGUUUUGGCUCCCUCCCCAGCCGAGCAAGCCCAGGACGCCUCCCCCGGGAAAUGACCGGGGAGGAUAAGAUCAUGCUUGGAAUGGUCCGAACUGGUCCCCGGCACACCCCCGACGGGCGAGCUCUAACUCCCCAGACCUCGGCGGCUGCCUACGACAGAUGCCAAUCACCGGCUGACUCGGCUCAGGGCGGUGAGCUGAGGAAAUCCGAGCGGGGCAAGGGAGCGGAAAACCUCUUCCAGUAGUCGGUGCGCCAAACUACCUCUGAAUGCCCAUGUGUGACCUUGUGCCCAAGAACGCCGGCUCCUCCGCCAGCCCCUGAAGGAAGCGGAGCCCACCCCGACAACUUCCCAGGGGCUGAAAGCUGUUGACUGUUUCGAAAGGAAUAUUGUUUGCAAGACACAAGGUGUCUUGAGAGUGAGCAGCCUCGGGACGCAUGCGCAAGUCCUUUCCGGAAUUAUUGCUGUGCCUUGGACUAAGUUGCAUCCCUUGAAUCUUCACAGAAAAGAGAAUUCUUUCAUCAGAGUUAGGGAUGUGGACAGUUCCAAAUCGGGAGUGCCUGGGGAUUCUGUCUUUCCCUAUGAUGAUAGCUAUGGUCUGUUGUGCACAAAGCGCUAAUGAGCCCAGCAACAUGUCAUACGUGAAAGAGACAGUGGAUAGAUUGCUUAAAGGAUAUGACAUUCGCUUGAGGCCAGACUUUGGAGGCCCUCCUGUUGAUGUGGGGAUGAGGAUAGAUGUCGCCAGCAUAGAUAUGGUUUCGGAAGUCAACAUGGACUAUACACUCACAAUGUAUUUUCAGCAGUCAUGGAAAGACAAAAGACUAUCUUAUUCUGGAAUCCCUUUAAACCUCACUCUGGACAAUAGAGUAGCAGACCAGCUCUGGGUGCCAGACACAUACUUCCUGAAUGACAAGAAAUCAUUUGUGCAUGGGGUUACAGUGAAGAAUCGGAUGAUCCGGCUGCAUCCUGAUGGAACGGUCCUCUAUGGAUUACGGAUCACGACAACAGCUGCUUGCAUGAUGGAUCUGCGAAGAUAUCCUCUGGAUGAACAGAACUGCACACUAGAGAUUGAAAGUUAUGGUUACACCACUGAUGACAUUGAAUUUUACUGGAAUGGAGGAGAAAGUGCAGUAUCGGGAGUUAACAAUAUUGAACUGCCUCAGUUUUCAAUUGUGGAUUAUAAAAUGGUGUCAAAGAAGGUGGAAUUCACAACAGGGGCAUAUCCACGGUUGUCACUGAGUUUUCGGCUUAAAAGAAAUAUCGGUUACUUCAUUUUGCAAACUUACAUGCCUUCAACACUGAUUACGAUUCUGUCCUGGGUAUCUUUUUGGAUCAACUACGACGCCUCUGCAGCCAGAGUUGCACUAGGAAUCACUACCGUGCUAACCAUGACCACCAUCAGCACUCACCUCAGGGAGACUCUGCCAAAGAUCCCCUAUGUCAAAGCAAUUGAUAUUUACCUGAUGGGAUGCUUUGUGUUUGUGUUCCUGGCGCUGCUCGAAUAUGCCUUUGUAAAUUAUAUAUUCUUCGGGAGAGGCCCUCAGAAAAAGGGAGCUGGGAAAGCCGACCAGGGAGCUAAUGAGAAGAACAGACUGGAGAUGAAUAAAGUCCAGGUUGAUGCCCAUGGUAACAUUCUUCUUAGCACCCUGGAAAUAAGGAACGAAGCCAGUGGUUCAGAAGUGCUUACAAGUGCUAGUGACCCCAAAGCUACCAUGUAUUCCUACGACAGUGCAAGCAUCCAGUACCGGAGGCCCCCCACCAGCAGAGAGGUCUAUGGCCGGAGCGCUUUGGACCGGCACGCCCUUCACAACAAAGGGCGUAUCCGGAGACGGGCAUCACAGCUUAAGGUCAAGAUCCCGGAUUUGACUGAUGUGAAUUCUAUAGACAAGUGGUCAAGGAUGUUUUUUCCAGUCACGUUUUCUCUUUUUAAUGUUGUCUAUUGGCUUUAUUAUGUGCACUAAAUUCUGUAAUGUUAACAUAAUUUAGAUCAUUUUCUUCCUUUAUUGUUUUUUUUCUAAUCUCACAGGUCUCUAGCAGCUAUACUGCUAUAUUUUUAAGGUAAGAUAUUCAGCCAUCCACUUGGUUUUUAGUUCCUACAUAUCAGUUUUAUUACUGUAUCAUGUUUACUUCAAAUGAGAACAAUAUUUCCCCCCUGGUACAUUUUGGUCGGGAUUAUUAGCUGUUUGGGAGCAGCUUUGAAACAAUCACUAUUUAUCACCAUGUUUACCCAAAAAAAUAAAUAAAUAAUGACAACAGAGAGAUCUAGGGCAACUUUCCCUAAUAUCUCUCAAUUUCACUUUUUUUUCUUUUUUAAAAAAGAGUGAAAAGAAAAUCUUAUUCUUUUCCUAUACUGCUUCCUGGUGAUCUGUAACAUCAUGCUGCCAAAAAAAAAAAAAAAAAUUCUAAUGUUUCAGAACAAGCCAUUGACAAGUUACAGAUUCUCAGGAAUUCUCUGUUCCCUCCACCCCACAACAGAGGGAAAAUAAGGAAUCCCAAAGAGUGAGAAAGAGUCUCCCACCCACCCUCUCCCAGAAUCUACUUUAUACCUAGUGUGAAGUGUUUCCUAAAAUGUGGGGUGGAGAGUAGAGGAGGUGGGGGUGGACAGAGAUGUCAGCAAUUUGCCUUUAACUGUGCUUUGUCCCAAGUGUGUAUCAAGGUCCUGCAAUUCCCUGCUUAAAUGAUGUGCUAUACCUUUAAGCCAGAUCCUCUGGAAAGGACUUAUUUCUAGGACUGUCAGGCAAAAUGUAAAUUAACUUUAGAACCAAGCUUGUUUGUUGUUGUGAACAUCUUUUCCUCUUCUGACUUAGAAAAUUUUGUGGCAUUGUGCCAUUUUUCUAAAGACUAUUUCAACUGAAAAGUCCUUGCCUCAUAUCAUUCAGCCCUUCCUGUUGGUAUUCCUUGAUGCUCUUUUAUCAUAUUAUAAAGUUCCUGCUCCAAACAAGAGAAAACAUGAAAAGACAGAGAUGGAGACACAAAGAGAUAGAGAAACACACAGAGACACACAGGAAUGCAGAAGGACACAUAAAGAAGCAGAGAGACAUGAGGAAGGAGCGGAGAGGGAGAGAGAGAGAGCAAGCCAAUAUUUUAUGGAAGAACCAUUUUCUCUGUCCGUAGGGGGAGCAAGCUGUAUAUGCCAAACAUAAUAUGAAAAAGUAGAUAUUUCUCAGCGUUUCAAGAAGCACUAUCUAAAUUAGGCUCUAGUAACAGGACGCAGAAGGCUCAACUCAAGAGUUCUAAAACAGUUGGCUGGCUAGGGUCAUUUAUGAUCAUUACAGCAUUAGCUUACUGCUGGUUUACUAAAAUAAAUGUAAAUAUUCUACAUGUGUUCCAGAGUAUGAAAUGGAAAAUGAAUACUCUGGGAAAGUCCUGAGAAAAUGAAAUGGAAAACGAAUACUCUAGAAAAGUCCUGGGAAAAUGAAAUGGAAAAUGAAUACUCUGGGAAAGUCCUGAGAAAACCAAAAGAAUUGUUCUCUUAUUCUAUCGAGAAUCUAUUUCCAUUUUUAAAGGAUCUCAAUGAAGCAUGGGUAAUUUCAAGGGGAAAAAAUAAUCAUUGGGCCAAUCAAAAAUGUCCUUCUAGAUACAGGAAGGUAUCACUUCAAUUCUGCCUCUACAUAGGAGGAAGGGAGCUUCUCUUCUCCUUUGCCCCCAAUUCCUCACCAUGCCCCUGCCUCCUGAAACCUAACUGGAAGAGAAAUGGCCACUACUUGCCAAGGGCCAGAAGGAGUUUUCUUAGCUAUCCCCGUCUCCUUCCCCUCUCUCUUUCUUCUUGCCUCCAGCUUUUCGGAGCCCAACCACUCAUACACAUAGGUUUCUUUCUCUCCCUCUUCCUCAUGUCCUACACACAAUGGUACAUACAGGUGUUGUUAAACAUUCUUAGUUACCCUUAGUUCAUGUCCAACUCUGGGAGAAUCAAGGCUGAACAUUAUUGAGCGAAUAAAUACUUAGCCUUCAAACAAUCAUUUUAUUCAUGUGCUUUAAAAUGGCCAUAACUUAUUAAAUUGCUUAAAUGACAGAAGGAGGUGGGAGAGAAAAAAAAAAAAAAAAAGGAAAAUGCUGUGGGCUAACCAAGUCCCACAUGAUAGACAGUUAACUAUUCAAGUUUCCCAAACACUGAAGUAGAUUCUCCCAGGUUAGAUGCACGAUAGAAGCGAUCUCUCACAUCAUUGAUGUUAGUGCACAUUCAUUCCCUCGCAUUCGUGUUACUUUGAACAUAAUAUUACACAUGAUGUGCAUUAUAUUUACCAGCUUUAGGAGGUGGAUACUCAGGUAAAAACAUGUGUAGGGCUGGAACUACCUGGGAGAGCUUUGCCUCCAUUCUCUUUUGCCAAAUAGGAACAGGAGACUAGCUGGUCAUGUGGCUGGUGGAAUGAGGCAAAAUAUGGUUCCAACCUUUCUAGUGCUUUACCCUGGGAAAUAGGAGAAAGAAAUAUGUCAUGUGCAAAAUGACACUGGUUCAUGGGUCCAACAGUGGGAUUUUCUUAAGUGAACAUCAUGUAUGAUACUUGGAAAUAUUCUCAAUUAUAUUCCAUCUUUCGGAAGUCGGUGUCUAUUUUAUAACAUCGAUUUGAGAAGCUUAACGACAACUUGACAAAUGAAGAAAUAUAUUUCUAUUGCCAGACAGAAAGAAUCUCCAAGAUAUCUUAUAAUGAUGUCUGUUCCUUAGCAUCUUACCAAAGGGUGAUAUUCCACUGUCUUUUCUAAACCAAGUAUAAUCAUAACAAAAAAAAAAAAAGGCAUUUGUUUUUGGUCCACUUUGGUUCAGUUGGCAAUUGUGGUGAUAGGAAUGAUGGGAUAAAAUGUCUCAAGAAAAAUCACGCCAAGAUAAAAGUCUAAGCCGAGUGUGGAAUAAUACCUUAGCGGCCUCUAGCAAGGCAGAUGUAAAUGCUCAUGUAAAUUCUGUAUAUAGUUCAUCCAAAUGUUCUGUCAUCUUCUGUUGCGUGUGGUUGACCAUGGCUUUGAAUGGAUGCUUUAAAAACCCGACACCUGUAAAUAAUGUUCACAUGUUCUGACGGCUGCUUUCAGUGCUAGCCCGCUUUGUCACCAUUCGGGCCCAAACCAGAAUCUUUCAGCUCUUGUUCAUUCUCAGCCAUUUUCUGGUGCAGUUCUGUGACCCUGCUGCAAGUCAUCGCAAGGUCCAUUUGUUCAGUGCCUCCUCCCUCCCCCUCUCCCGCCGGCUGGGGCAGUGGCUGUUGAGUGUGUCUAAUGGAGAUGGGGGAAUCAGCAACACCAGCAGAACCUGCUAGGCCUGCCAGCCGCUGCUGCUGCUGCCUCAUGGGAAGUGGAGGGCGAAACCCCGGAGAGUUUCUUUCAUGGCUAUUUGUUUAUCCAGAUCUCAAUUAUCAGUGCUUACUAAAGGGGGUCAGGGAUAGAAAGAAAAACUGACAUCAACAAAUACUCCAAAGCCUAGUUUUUGCCAAAUCCUUGGGUUUCUAUUGUUCUCAUCACCUAAUUUCCAUUUUUUCCACCCAAUUUACUAAUGAGGAGCCAAAAGACCAGCUUUUAGUAUUCUAAAACAUUUUGAUUUUUCUUCCUAUUUUUACAAAAGUUUCACUAGGAUUGAUAGUAAAAGGUUAAAUGAUCAAAGAGAGGAAAAAAGGGAUGAGAAGCAAAAGACAUGAAACCCCCACAGAUCCAAAAGAAUUCACAAACUAGAUAAUCCACUUCUGAGAAAGUGUGGAUCAUAGGUUAUCUGUGGUCCUAUAAUUAAUCAUUUGAGGCCAUCCAAGCCCCAUUGGAGAUACCUGUUCCAGAGAAAUGCACUAUUUGAAUGUAUCAUGGAAAAAGCAAUGGAUUUGGAGAUGGAAGACGAGUUCAAAUCUAAAGUUUACUGCGGACUAAAGCGUAACCUAGUGAAAGACUUCCCCAAAUGGGGAUCAGUUUCCUUUUCUGUAAAAUAAAGGGGUUGGAUGAUAUCCUAAAGUUCCACUCAAUCCAGUUACAUCUCUGUCAUCACAAGUUUUUUGGCAUGUAAAGGAAAGAUUUAGGGGAACACAAAUUGACUCUACCUUGAUGAGAACAUAUAACAGGAAUUCAGCUUGACUAGCAGCUGUCAAUUUCAACCAGUGUAUACAAUCCAAAAACUGUUUAGAAGCAUAGAUUUUUCUAGGUAUUCAAAAAUUAAAAUUCAAUACCAUAAUCAUCAUGGGCUAUAAAAAAGCUAAGACUCAAGAGUUAGGUUGGUUUUUUUCCCUUCUUCUUCAGUUUCCCAAUCCAAAGGUUUUUCACAUCCAAAGAAGGAACUUGUGGAUCUACCUGGUCUACCUGCUCUCCCCAACAGAUAUUUAUCCUCAUCCUAGAACAAUAAAAGCUAAUGAGACAAUUGAAUUUGUGGUCCGGUUUAGCAGGACAAUUUUACUCACAGGACAAUUCUGCCUGCCUUCCCUGCCACAACAACAAUCAAAAUGGAGCAUCCAAAUAACAAUAUAUUUGUCUCAGGUAGACAUGGUCCCAAGAUCAAACCAUCACUGACAGAAAGCUGGAGUACCCAUGGCCAUCGAGGGGUAACAAACACCUCCUUCUUGUAUGAGGAGUAUAUAAGCAGGAGCAUUUCGUAAUAGCCCACUUCUCAUUCCCAUGCUAAGAAAGCAGUAAAGGGAGGAGGGAGCUAUAUUUUCAGGCAUGGCUAUUUUCUGAAUGCCAGUUAUUGAAAUUUCAAAUUAUAUAUGCACAUUUAAUCUGCUUGGCUUCUACGCAGCAUUUCCUUUCCCAGAUCACCCUCCCUGUGCCAGUUCCUUGUCUGGAAUUUGUUUCAUUUUGCCUCAGGUAACAUGAUUGAAAAGACUUCUUUUCUAAGAGGAUUUUUUUUCUUUCUUUUUCAUUCCCAACUUUCACAACACAUCUUGAAAACUCAGCCCAUAAGCACCUCUACUUCCUCAGUCUUGGAUAUCUCCUUGGAUGUCAUAGUCUUCACUCACAAAAAUGGCUUUGAAAAAACUAUCCUCAGAUUCCUGCCUCAGUUGCCUUAUUCUCUAAGUAGCUACUUUUCAAACCUUUGGGGGUGGCAUGCAGGACUACAUUAGUCAUCACCACUGCCAUUCUUCUCUACAUUAUUUCUGUGUAUUUCUACAUAUGUGAGGAAUGCCCACCUCCUGGAAUAGCUGAGUGUGUUAAGAAACCUCCUAUUUUAGUCCCGUUCCAAACUGAGUGAGAAUAGCCUUGCUUAUCCUCAACUAAUUCCAAAUGAAUUAUACCAGACCGUGAAAUCACCACACAAAGAUCUCCCCUCUCUCUCUAACUCUAUGAUUCUCUCUCAACCUCACCUUGAAUCUGCAAUUUCCUAUAUGUAAAAUAGUACUGUGAAAUAACCCCGUAUCUAUCCAUGGCUUAAUUAUGACUAAUUUUGGUCUGAUUAAUUUACUCCUCUCUCUUUUAAUCCUUCAAGAAUGGUACACCUUCCUGUCACUAAAUGCUUUAAUCUUUUCCCAUUAGACCGCCAAGUAUAAUACUAAUUUUAAUCUUGUCCUUUACAGAUACGAGACCUAUGUUCUACCCCAUGUCGUUCUCUUCCCAACCCUCUUACCAAGUCACGAAUAAAGUAACACGUUUAUAAAAAGUUAAAUAACUCCACAACUUAAUGGGAGGUCAUAUUUGAAGGAAAAGCACUGGAGCAGGCAUUAAGAAAACUGCAACCUGCUUCGAGAUCUGCCACUAAAUACAUUUUUAUCUAGACUCAAACCCAAUAGUUUAUGGGUCUCAAGCUCCUCAUGUAUGAGUUGAAGGGAUGGCAAAAGAUGAUCUCCAGUUCUAAAAAUUCUGUAAUUUGAUAAAGUCUCUAAGUCCUUGAUAGUGGUAUAGGAAGAGAAAUAAUAUGGUAUACUGGAAAGGACUCCAGAGAUCUGUGUUUGAAUCUUGACCUUAACUGUGAGUUCUUGGGAGCAAAUUCUUCAAUUUUUCUAGAUUUGUUUGCUCACCUGGAAAAUAAGAAGGGGGGAGCCAAAUGACUGGUCAUUAGAAUCAUGGACUUUGAGAAUUAGUAGGUUAAAGAUGAUUGGUUUCCUAUUCAACAAAUAGUAGGUUAAAGAAUUAGUAGGUUAAAGGUCCAAACUCUUAUUUAUUCUUUUUCAAAUGAUAACCCUAGGUUUUGAUAAAUUAAAUGAUUUACCCAAAGUCACACAGCUAAAAAAUAUGUUGGACCAGGUAUUCAGAUUCUAAACCCAAUGGGAUUUCCAUUACAACACGCACCCAACAUCUGAACAAUUUCAUAAUUUGUUGACAUUUCUAUUUUUUUCAAGCCUCAAUAUUUUUCUUUCCAUGUACCAUAACUUUAACGAAUAUAGAAGUUUAUUAGUUCUCUGUUUAUACUAUUCUGACCUAAAAUUUCUUUAUGCCUUUUCCUGACCCUGUGACCACUAAUCUUAAUAAAUUUAGCUCAUUUCAACAGGGAUUUCUUAAAGUACCCAAUGUGUGCAAGGUACUGAGUAAAGUCCUGGGAAUCCAAAUUUAGGAGCGGGGAGAGAGGGGGAUGACAGUCCUUAUUCUUCAAGGAAUAUACUUCCUUCCAAACAGAGUCUAUAAAGAGGAGUUGCAUAUAAGAAAUCUAAAAAAGUAAGUUGGAUUCAGAUGUGAAGAGCCUUAAAUGCCUCCUAAUGACAACAGGGACUUAGUAAAUAUUUUUGAACAAGGGGGUAACAUGGUCAGAACAGUGCAUUAGGAAGACUAUUUUGAAAAGAAAGAUGGUAGAAUGAAUAGACUGAACAAAAGAGCUCAUGGAUUGGACUACUAGAAUAGUCCAAGAAGAGGUGUUAGAAUUCUAAAGUAGGAUAGUGCCCCUGUAAAUAAAUAAGAGGAUGUACAGGAGAGAUGUAGUCAAGAUAGAAUCCAUAGAAAUUGGCAACUGAUUGAAUAUGGAGGGGUGAGGAGGGCAGAAGAAUUAGAAUUUUUAGAAGCUAUGAAUUUAGAUGAUUGGUUUCCUAUUCAACAAAAAUAGGGUCCUUGGAGGAGAGACAAGUAAAGAAGUUAGUCUUAGAAAUGGGAAGAGCUAUUUCUUCUUCUGAAAUUAAAGCCAAGAAUAGGAUAGGGAAAAUAGGCAUUGAGGUGUGAUAUAGGGAAAAUGAAAGUUCAUGAGAAAUAGCCUUAAUUUUCUCAGAGCAGAAAGUGAUAUCCUCCUGGGGUGCUAAGGGAAGAAUAGGGGCCACAAGUUGGAAAUAGUCACUUCUGAGUAUGUGAUAAAGAAACAGUGGGGAAGAAUAAAAACAUUGCAAUUUGGCAGUGAUUCAGUUUAAACUCUGUAAGAGAUCUUAUGAUUCAGAACUGGAAGGGGAUUUCAGAUAAAAGACCUGUCUUCUAAUUAACUGUAUCCUACAGAGUAAUGGUCUAUAAAUGUUGAGUCCUGUUUGCAUAAAUGGGUAUUAGCCAUCCCAGAAUAUACUGACAAUAGGUUUUUUGAAGGACAAGGAAAAGGGAAAGGUAACUAUUGGAUAUUGUCCUUUGUUGGAAAAUCAGAGGUUGCUUUCUAAAUAAUUGCCAUGGAUGGAUAUGUGCAAAGAAAUGGCCAGACUGCCUUGUUGAGGCCCCUAACAGGUGAUAUCUCAGACACCACAUGCCCUCUUAGAUGAAUUUUAUUCUAUUUUUUUUCCUCCCUGGCCAAUGUUAUUUUUUUGGUCAACCAGAUCCCCUCUUCAUAGAUUACCUGCUCAAAAAAGUUGUGACUGAACUAUGAGUAAUUUAUAUCAUAAAGUGACCCCAAUCCAAAUCCUAAGGAGAUCACAUCAGGGGACAUAUGCUAAUUAUGAUGGUAUUCAAGGAAUAAUUAUUUGACCUGAAAACUAUCCAAGAGGCCAUUUGGUCCUUGCUACAACUGACCACUUCUUAGACUUCAUCUAGAAGGUUUAUGAUAAAAAUUCUUUUUCGUGUAUCUCUUUUAUUAUUAAUCUUCCUGUUUUCUUGUCACAUAAAUUACUUAUUCAUAUUUUAAAAUAAUCUUUGGACGCUUUAAUGAUUUUCCCUUAGUUUGACAGUCAGAUUUUAAUUAUUUCUGUUAUUUUCCACUUACAUUCCUUCUAGGUACAAUAUAUGCCCUCUUUUCCAAUAUCCUAAUCAAAUCAACUCAUUUUAACUUGCUUCUUGCAUCUGGAGGCAGCUGGAAUCAUCUAUGACUAUAUUGCAGCAAUAUCCUUAAAGCCCUCCCAAUAAGUCCCUUUGUUCAUUUUCUCUAAAUUCAUUGGAGAAUAGAAUUAUAUAUGUGUGAUUGUUCAGAUUUGGAAACCUUAGUAUUCAUUCAAUUCAGUGCGAUUACCCCAGUAUUCUCAGUCACACAUGCACACAUAAACAUACAUUUACUGUAAUUAUAUGUUGCAUAAUUUGUUCUUUUAUAGAGAAUUCAUAUUAUUUACAAACAACUCAACUGCUAGAAACCACCAUGUGACAAUUACAAAAAUAAAGUGUCAUUUUACAUGUCCAAAUAUCAAAUUUUUAAAGUCACAAUUUUCUGAACUUUUUGUAAUAAACAAAACAUAUUCUCCUCCUUUGCUUUUGGAUGACUAGGUAGCAUUUGGAGGUGCCCUGAUGGAAGGCUAAAAGCCAAUGUGAAGCCAAAUAUUGUGUUUUAGGGCUCAGUGGCAAAGUGAAAUAGCAAGUUUAGGCAAUGAUUUCUUUCCUAUUUAAAAAAAAAAAAACUCUUGUUGAUGAGGGAUAAGAAACGUGUGGGAGUAAAGAUGGACUGAAAAUUUUUAUUGCAGUUAUCCAUAUUGAACUCACUGAGAUUUAGUUCUUCUCUUGACUCUGAUCAGAUGCAACAACCUGAUGCAAUGGUCUUUAUAAAGGACUCUAUGUAUUAUGAAGGCAGGGUUAAUUUGUUUUCUUAACUAACAAACUAGAUAUCAGAGCACCCUUCUGGAGUCUCAUCUAAUAAUAGGUAAAGUAUCUCUGGAGAUUCAUCUAACAACUACAAGUAAAGGAAAUUUCUUGUACUAGCCUCCCUGUGAAGACUAUGGUACUUCACUAACACAUAUCCUGUUACAAACAACUGGGUUUUUCUAAAGCACGGGCCACCCUUUUUGAACAAAGAUAGAGCCACUGAAGCCUCUUAGGCACAGUCAUAACUUGGGAUCCUUAUGCAAGGGCAAAGCAUCAUGAAAUGCACAAAGAUGAAUUCAAUUGAGGUAAGGGCGCAUGGCGGAAAUGGGAAGAGACCCUAGACCAGGCCCUUUGGAGGAGGAAGAGAAAGACAGCCCCAAGUCCAGUUGGGUCUACCUUCCAAAAGAGUACCAGUGCUUUGAGCACCUCCCAAAUUCUAGUAUCCUAGAGCAAAGCCCCCAGUUACUCCUUGUUAUGGCUCUGUUCUCAGAAAACAUUCCAUUUCUGCUAAAACUCGCCAAAUAUUUCUAGAAUGUUAGAUAUUCUGAUUUCUUGUCGUGUUUUAAAAAUCUCCAACUAAUCAAUUUGCUGAACAAUUUAAAGUACCCUCUCAGCAGUCAAGUCCAUUCCUAAAGAGCUAAUUCUUAAUCAUGAAUUUUAAUAUACCACACACUCUAUUAGAAGAUUGAUAACAUGAUUGGUAGUACAUGGCUCUUGUAAAUAAAAUACUCCUUUUAUCUGUUUAUUUUUUCAGCAGGAAGAACCUAUUUGUUUAAUUACAGACACAUAAAUUGCAAUAUUUUACAAAUGCUCUUUUGACAUACACAUUUGCUUUGUUACAAAAGCAAGAUUGUUGCAGUGAUACUUUUUAUACACCAGUCAUACUGCAAAACUAAAUGGUAAAAAUAAGACAAAAUGAGUAUUUCUGAAAACAUGGGUAAAUUUUUAUGAAAUGGAACUGGUUGAACAAAUGCCAAGGAUGGGCAGGUCGACUACUUAAUUUUAUAAUUCAAUUUUUCUAUUUUGUAUUGGUAUAUGCUGCAUUUUCUGAUUCCAACUGCUGUCCUGUCCAAUGAAAUUUGUGAAUCUCUGUAGAUGCUUUUUACACAUGAAAUCAGACUUUCAUACAGUGCGUACUUUAUUGUACCCUUUUGUUAGGAAUUUCGUUAAGACAGUCGAACAGUUACGGUCAUUCCUUCUUACGUGCUUAAAGGUCUGUAUAUCUUUUGAUUCCUUCAUUGUCUCCAAGGCUCUCUGUGCAUAUCCAUGAAAACCUAUAGACUGUGAUUUAUACAAUUAUUCUAAGAUGUAGGCUUCCCUCAAGUGCAGUGAAUCAAAGAACCAGAAACUGUUAAAUGGCCUCUGAUUCUUGGCCCCCUUUGGUCCUUACAAUCUUUUUCUAUUCUUUGUCAUUCAUACAACUUUGUGUCUUUUUCAAAUUACAAUCAACCUGACAUAUAAUCAGGUGUGGACACAAGAAAUGCUCGUACGAUUGACUUGAGGACAUAGAGCUAUUUUAGCAGUCACAGAACUGUAGUUUGGUCAAUAUUUCCUUCCCUUGUCUUGUGGCUUCGACCUCCUGUAAGCUGUUUCCUUUGCUUUCCUAUCACAAGGUGUUAUAUGCUGCAGUAACUGAUUGAAUGGAAAACUUCUGAAGACCAGUGUCAAAACCAUCAGCAGUAUUUCCCAAACCCUUUGUGCAGCUUCAGAAAUGUAGAAUUUGCUGUAAAUAUGUACACUUCAUGUUAGCUUGUUUAUCCUAAGAACACAAAUAAAACAUUGUUUUUUUAUUUUUUAAAAAAAAUGCUUACAUUUGAAAAGCUUACUUUGUACUGCGGUUGAAAACAUGCAAGCUUUCAGGAAUCUUUUUAUAGUGUGUUGUCUUGAAGCAGUUGUAGAAAUCUGAAUCUAUCAUUUGUGAACUUUUGUUGUAAAAUGCAAGACAAAGCAAACCCCUUCAUUUGGAAAGAAUUCUUUGCGUUCUUCUCCAACAAUUGGAAAACUAAAGAUACCAGCAUAUUUUCCAGGAACUUAGUUCUGCUCUACUUUCACGUUGGCUUUUCUAAAUCUUCUUAAGCCACAAACCUUCUAAGUAUCUGAAGUCUCCUUUAGAACACGCGUAUGUUUAUAUAUUAUAAAAGAAAAAAAAACUCAAUGGAAUUGUCUUGUACUCAAAAUGAUGUGCAAAACUGAUGUGUCCAUUUAUCCGACUUGUUCACAUUCCACUGUAAAUAGAAGUAUCAGAGGUUGACCUGUUUAUCAUUCAGUCUCCUGAUUCUAACCACAUCGCCUUCUCCCCCUCGCCCACGCUCUGCUCCUUACCUUCAAAAAUGUGUUGAUAAUAAAAUGAUGAACAUACUAAA